ACGCAGCCAAGUUUUUCAUCAACAAACAUACAGUAUAUGAGUGAUGAAAUUGAGACUGAAAAGUCGUGUUGUUGUGUGAUUUUUGCAGCCAAAUCCAAAUAGAAACUGUAGUUUUUUUUUCAUUUCAAGUUUAAUCCAACAAAGCAAACAAAUAUUUCUUUAAAGAGCAUACAGUACACAAGGGAAAAAAAUUGGAGCUGGAGGUAAGUCUUGCUGUACGAUUUCACCGUCCAAACACAAAACAAAUCGUACUUUGUUCAGUUUUAUCCAACAACACAUUCAAGUUUUCCUUCAACGAGCAUACAGUAUAUGAGUGAUGAAAUUGAAACUGAAAACUCCUGUUGAAAAGUGAUUUUUGCGGCCAAAUCCAAAUAAAAACUAGUUUUUUCAUUUCAAGUUUAAUCCAACAAAGCAAAUAAGUUUUUCAUCAACGAGAAUACAAUAUACAAGUGAUGAAAUUGGAAUGGAAAACUCCUGUUGAAAAGUGAUUUUUGCGGCCAGAUCCAAAUAAAAUCUGUACUUUUUUCAUUUCAAGUAUAAUCCAACAAAGCAAAUAUUUCUUUAAAGAGCAUACAGUAUACAAGUGAUAAAUUUGGAACUAAUAAGAGUGUUGCUGUGUGAUUUUUCAACAAAUAAAAAUUGAACUUUGUUUAAUAUUCGUGUAGUUGCGAUGGGGAUAUGCAUGGUGGUCUUGUUACUGUUUAGUGUAACCGUGAAAGGGGACCUGUUCACAGCUCUGGUCGAUUUGGAAGCUCUAGUCGAAACAGAAGCUGUACUCAUCAAAGGACUAGACGAUUACAUUGGUGCAACUGAGCGGCGGCUGUCACAACUUAGAAGACGUGCAGCCGAUUACAGAAAAGUGCACAGUGAGGCGAUUGAAGAUGUGGAUGCCUACCUUCAUAAUCCAAUUAAUGCAUAUAAGCUAAUCAAACGGCUCACGAAAGACUGGGAACAGAUGGAAUCGCUAAUGUUUGAUUUUGAUGAGGAUGGGUGGAUAGAGAACCGGGGGCGGUUGAGGUUUCCUUCGGAGGCGGAUGUCCUGGGGGCGGUGACGGCUCUGUUGCGACUCCAGGACACCUAUCAGCUGGACACCGCCUCUCUAGCCCGGGGGCAGCUCAACGGUGUACAGUACUCCACUCAACUAACUUCUGACGACUGUUUUCAUAUUGGUCGACAAUCGUAUAACAACCGCGACCAUUACCAUACAGUGCUAUGGAUGUCUGAAGCCCUUCAACGGUAUCAACACGAGGAUAACGUCAAACGAAAGGAGAUUCUAGAGUGCCUGGCAUAUUCUAGUUACAAGCAAGGCAACGUACGAUCUGCGUUACAGUUUAAUGACGAAUUGCUGAGAAUUAAUCCCGAUCAUUUAUUUGCCCUCAGCAACCGCACUGUCUACCUGGCAGACCUCAAAAAAGGGAAAAAGGGAAAAAUCGAGCACCCAGAUGAAGAUUUCGAGGUUUACCAGCAACUAUGUCGCAAAGCUGUCUCUCCCUCUCCACAGUUGCUCUCUCAACUGAAGUGUCGCUACGUCCAUAGAAACCAACCAUUCCUCAGGAUCGGCCCAUUCAAAGAAGAAGAAGCCUAUGUAGACCCUAGGAUAGUUUUGUAUCAUGACGUCAUCUACGACAGCGAAAUCGAAACCAUCAAGAGGUUGGCACUGCCAAAGCUGCAAAGAGCCACAGUGGCAAAUCAUGGAGUGUCCGACUAUCGGAUCAUGAAGUCAGCGUGGCUGAACGACACCAUUCACCCAUCCAUCGCGCGACUGAGUCGGCGUGUCGAGCUGAUGACGUCACUAACAUUGGCCACAGCAGAUAAGCUCCUUGUGGGCAACUACGGUAUUGGCGGUUACUAUGAACCACACUAUGAUUUUUUUGGAGGAUGGCAUAGGAAGAUUAUUGUUUCCAGUGUGGACCGAAUAGCUACAGUGUUGUUUUACUUGAGUGACGUAGCAGGUGGAGCGACAGUGUUUCCAAAGUUGAAAGUGGCCGUGUGGCCACAGAAGGGAACAGCUGUUUGGUGGUACAACCUGUACCCCAGUGGGGAGUGCGACUUUGAUACGAAACAUGCUGGCUGUCCGGUUCUCGCCGGGUCCAAGUGGAUUGCAACCAAAUGGUUCGAUGAGAACGGUCAGGAGUUCAGACGACCGUGCAAACUGCACAGAGAUAGUCGCAACUGACAACCUUAGAAUCAUCUACUAAUAGUUGUGUUAAAUAUCUGUUUUCAAGCAUUUUCUGACUAUAAAACAAUAAUUAUUAUCACAAUA
This is a messenger RNA of Nilaparvata lugens (brown planthopper), 2263 nucleotides long. Its product is annotated as prolyl 4-hydroxylase subunit alpha-2. Gene Ontology annotation, biological process: peptidyl-proline hydroxylation to 4-hydroxy-L-proline. The record is from RefSeq and is a predicted model, not a curated record. Gene Ontology annotation, cellular component: endoplasmic reticulum. Gene Ontology annotation, molecular function: iron ion binding; procollagen-proline 4-dioxygenase activity; protein binding. Lineage: Eukaryota; Metazoa; Arthropoda; Insecta; Hemiptera; Delphacidae.